Molecule: messenger RNA, 2170 nt
Organism: Gossypium raimondii (Peruvian cotton)
Lineage: Eukaryota; Viridiplantae; Streptophyta; Magnoliopsida; Malvales; Malvaceae
Product: serine/threonine receptor-like kinase NFP
Exons: 2
Coding region: 129-1967 (612 amino acids)
Biological process (GO): protein phosphorylation
Molecular function (GO): ATP binding; protein kinase activity
Source: RefSeq, a predicted model, not a curated record
UUAAUUGUCAACAAAAGCAAUCAUCCAAGCUCCCAUUUUUCCACUUUUCCCCAGUUAUUAAACCAAACCAACCAGCUCUAAUUCAUAGCUAAAACAAAGCAAAAAAAAAAGAAAAAGAAAAAAAGAAAAUGAGAACCAAACUCAGCUAUGUCUUUGUGUUUUGUCUCUUGUUCUUUGUCUUCCAUGCCAAUUCCCAACCAAGCACCACAGGCUACACUUGCAAUCUCAACCAGACCACUUAUCCAUGCCAAACCUAUGUUUUUUUCCGAGCUACUGCACCUAAUUACCUUGACUUAGCUUCCAUUGGUGAUCUUUUCAAUAUCAGUCGUUUAAUGAUAUCUGAACCAAGUAAUAUUUCUUCUCCAUCGGCUCCUCUUAUCCCUGAUCAGUUCCUCUUUGUUCCGAUUUCAUGUGCUUGUAACUCCAUAAAUGAUACCAUAGGUAGUCUUUCAGCUGCUAAUCUUACUUAUACAUUCAUAAGAGGUGAUACUUUUUAUCGGGUAUCGACUUUGAAUUUUCAAAACCUUACUACUUAUCAAUCUGUGGAAGUUUUCAAUCCUGAUGCUGUUCCUACCCAAAUUGAAAUCGGUCAAAGAAUUGUGUUCCCAAUUUUCUGUAAGUGUCCUAAUGAAACCCAGAUUCGAAAUGGAGUGAAGUACCUUGUUUCUUAUGUAUAUCAACCGUUGGAUAACUUGUCUGUGAUAGCUUCGAGGUUUGGGAUUCAAACACAAGCUAUAACUGGUGCUAAUAACGAUAGUAUCCAGCCAUAUGAUACCAUAUUCAUCCCUGUCAGUAGGUUACCUGUUUUGUCUCAGCCUGAACCAGCUCCUGUUGCUUCUGGGAAAACUGAGAGGACAGGUGUCAUUAUUGGACUUUCGAUUGGGUUAGGAAUUUGUGGGAUUUUGAUGAUUUUGUUGUUUGUUGUGUUGGUUUAUAGAGAGGUUUUAUCUGGGAGAAGAGGAAAGGAAAGAGAUGAAGAGAAUCAUAGGUUGAAGAUGAACAGGCCUGGGAUGGGGGUUAAGGGGAUUGAAGCUAAUUUAAUGGCGGAUGUAUCAGGUUGCUUGGAUAAAUAUAGGGUCUUCAAAAUUGAAGAACUUAGAGAAGCCACCGAUGAUUUCAGUGACAGUUGUUUGAUUCAAGGAUCUGUUUAUAAAGGUUCCAUUGAUGGAGAUAAUUAUGCUAUAAAGAAGAUGAAAUGGAAUGCUUCUGAGGAGCUUAAGAUCUUACAAAAGGUAAACCAUGGAAAUCUGGUGAAGUUGGAAGGGUUCUGCAUUGAUCCUGAAGACACAAGCUGCUACCUGGUUUACGAGUUCAUUGAAAACGGAUCGCUUUCCUUUUGGCUUCACGAAAACGACAACGAAAAACUGAGCUGGAGAACAAGGUUAAGGAUUGCAGUUGAUGUUGCCCAUGGUUUGCAAUACAUCCAUGAACAUACAAGGCCAAGAGUGGUACAUAAAGACAUCAAAACCAGCAAUAUUCUUUUAGAUGCCAACAUGAGGGCCAAAAUAGCCAACUUCGGGUUAGCGAAAUCCGGCUGCAAUGCAAUAACGGUGCAUAUUGUCGGCACCCAAGGUUACAUUGCUCCAGAAUAUCUUGCUGAUGGGGUGGUGUCGACGAAAAUGGAUGUUUUCUCCUUCGGGGUGGUUUUGCUCGAGCUUGUAUCAGGCAAGGAAGCCAUUGAUGAAGAAGUGAGGCUUCUUUGGGCAAGUGUUGAAGGUGUUUUGGAUGGGAAUGAGGAGAGGAAAGAGAGGCAAGUGAGGGAAUUCAUGGAUGGAUGUUUACUAGAACAGAGUUUAUCAAUGGAAGGUGUGAUGAAUGUUAUGGCUGUUGCCAUUUCUUGUCUGAAUAAAGAUCCCACUAAAAGGCCUAGCAUGGUGGAUAUUGUUUAUGCAUUGUCUAAGAGUGAUGAUUUGGUAUUCGAUGAAUCCGAAGAUUCUUUAUCCGCUCCUCCGGUUGUAGCAAGGUAAAGUAUCGCUCAUGCUUGAGUCAAGGAUCCCAUGUCAGCGAUAUUACCCAUAUCCGACACUCAUUGUAGUGACUAGUGAUACUUGUAGCAUAUACUAGAGAUGGCUGUUCAGCUUGUAUGAUUGUUGGCCCCUUCCUAUUAUUGGCCUAUAAAGUUGUACUUAUAUAUAUAAAAUUUUGAAGUGCUUGAGGUUAUUUUUUACAA